AUGCGACUCUCACGACAUCGAAAGUAUGAUGGAAGGCGUUUGAGUUUAAUUAGCUUUCAACCAAGGUUUUAUUAUUAUGAUCAGAACGAACAUGUCAACCUUGAUAUCGAAGAAUUUACUACUUAUCAGACACCUUUUAUUGAAAAUUGUGCUCUUGUGUAUGAAUGUCCUGUUGUCCAAUAUUUAUUUCCAGAUUUUAGAAAUGCUGACAUUGUGCAUUGCGAGAAAUGUAACAAGAGUGUUCAAUUCAUUGAAACUAUGGGUGAAUUCAAAUCUCUAAUUUGUAAGGAGCAAUGUAUUGCAUAUAGACGAGAAAAAGGUGGUUAUGGUGGAGGGAUGUGUUAA
Naegleria fowleri is the source of this 345-nucleotide messenger RNA. RefSeq lists its product as uncharacterized. Bases 1 to 345 code for a protein of 114 amino acids. The record is from RefSeq and is a predicted model, not a curated record. The transcript has a single exon. NCBI's taxonomy places the organism in Eukaryota, Heterolobosea, Eutetramitea, Acrasida, Naegleriidae.